This is a messenger RNA of Lodderomyces elongisporus, 348 nucleotides long. RefSeq lists its product as uncharacterized. The record is from RefSeq and is a predicted model, not a curated record. The transcript has a single exon. Bases 1 to 348 code for a protein of 115 amino acids. NCBI's taxonomy places the organism in Eukaryota, Fungi, Ascomycota, Pichiomycetes, Serinales, Debaryomycetaceae.
AUGUUAGCGGUUGUUGCGGUUGUUGCAGUUGUUGGUGCUGUUGGUGUUGUUGGUGGAGUUGUUGAAGCUGCUGCUGCUGCUGAUGUUGUUGCGAAAAUUGUUGUUGAUGUUGUUGAUUUGGUUGUUGUUGCGAAAAUUGUUGUUGGUGUUGUUGAUUUGGUUGUGAGGAAGGCGGUGGUGGUGGUAGUGGUGGGUUUGGAUGAGAUUGAGGAUGAGGAUGAGGUUGAGGUUGAGGAUGAGGAUGAGGAUGAGGUUGAGGUUGAGGAUGAGGAUGAGGUUGUUGCUGCAUCAUUUGUCCAGAUUGUGGCUGAAACACUGCAGAUGUCCCGUUCAUCCCGGAUAAGUUAA